AACUGUCCCCUUACCUGUUUAGCAUGUAAUUCGUUAACAAAUUGCACAACUUGUCUUAAAAAUCAUUGGGGGAGUACGUGUCAACCAUGCCCCAAAAACUGUUUGAGUUGUUCCUCUAAUAGCACUUGCUCAUUGUGUGACAUAGGAUUUCAAGGACGAAUUUGUAAAGAAGAAUGCAAUAAAAACUGCUUAAACCACCUUUGUGAUAAAUUGACUGGGAAUUGUAGCCAGGGUUGUGUAACUGGGUUUUACGGAAAUGUAUGCGAUAUGAAAUGUAGCCCUAAUUGUUUGAAUAAUAUUUGUGGAAGAGUAUAUGGAGAUUGUUCACAGGGAUGCAAGUCAGGAUACAAUGGAACAAGGUGCACACAGGCUCUAGAACUGCUGAAAGAAGAGGAUAACAACAUAAGUAUUGUAAUUGGAGCAUCAGUUGGUGGAGGUUUAUUUGUAAUGUUUAUUAUUCUACUGAUAGCAGUAGUUCUACUGAUGUCAAAACGCAGAAGAGUAAACAAUCAAGACGUUUUUAACAAAGAGAAUAAAACAGAAAACGAAAAUAUGACAUACAGUGAGAUAAAUGACACCCAUGUGACGGCUGAAAACAACCAUACUGAUGACACCGAAGCAGACAGAGAAAACAUUACUUACAGUGAAAUUAAUGAUGCUAAUUUGUUGACGAAAAGUCAAGAAACGGAUAACAUAUAUGCUAAACCUAUCAAACCUAAGAGAAAAACAGAGACAGUAAAAUCAUUAAACAGAAAUUCAACCGAGGUAACUGUCAAUAAUCCUACCAACGAGAAACCAGACACCAGUCAAACAGAAACGGUUAAGACGAACAAAACCAGUAAACCUCCCAUUGCGUCCAAACCUGCCCAAAUGUAUGACAACAAUGUAAUAAGAAAAGCAGUUGCUAUGCAACCGACAUCACACAUAUCACACAUUGAAAAUGAUGCCGUUCUAGAAAUAGAGGAGGAUAUUGGCUGCUUGUCUAGCAGAUCUAAAUCAGUAUUCCUAGAAGAGCAAAAGGCAGCAGAACUUGAUAAUGUAGACACAUACUACAAUGUAGCAGCUGUUAUAAAGAGGAAAAUAACUCUUGAUAAACUACCGGAAUUUGUUGCCAAGAAGACAAAGAAAAAUUUUAUUGAUGACUUUCAGUAUUUACCAGCCAUAUUGAUCAAGCCGUACGCUGACUCACAGAGAAGGGAAAACCGCCCUAAAAAUCGCUACAAAGGGAUUUAUCCAUAUGAUGAUACCCGUGUUGUUUUGAAGGAAGGUGACUCAGACUAUAUUAACGCCAGCUACAUAGAUGGAUACAACAAGAAUAAAGCGUACAUUGCUUCGAUUGGUCCGACCUAUAAAUACAUGGGCGAUAUGUCAGCGUUUUGGAUAAUGGUUUGGCAGGAAAAUGUCGGAAAAAUUGUUAUGUUGACAAACCUUGAGGAAGGCGGAGUACCAAAAUGUGAUCAGUAUUGGCCGGAGAAAGAGUUUAGUCUCAUGUUUGCUGAAAUACAAGUCACGUGUCAUACUGACGAGAACUAC
Molecule: messenger RNA, 1533 nt
Organism: Ruditapes philippinarum (Manila clam)
Lineage: Eukaryota; Metazoa; Mollusca; Bivalvia; Venerida; Veneridae
Product: receptor-type tyrosine-protein phosphatase zeta-like
Exons: 10
Biological process (GO): protein dephosphorylation
Molecular function (GO): protein tyrosine phosphatase activity
Source: RefSeq, a predicted model, not a curated record